Molecule: messenger RNA, 1761 nt
Organism: Struthio camelus australis
Lineage: Eukaryota; Metazoa; Chordata; Aves; Struthioniformes; Struthionidae
Product: collagenase 3
Biological process (GO): collagen catabolic process; extracellular matrix organization; proteolysis
Cellular component (GO): extracellular matrix
Molecular function (GO): zinc ion binding; metalloendopeptidase activity
Source: RefSeq, a predicted model, not a curated record
CUUCAGAAAUCCAGCACGAUGCAAUUAAGAUUCUCAGCUAUUUUCUUUUUCUCACUGGGUUUGUCAUUUUGUGUGACAAUUCCUAUUCCCCUUGAAGAUAGCCAUGAAUUCACAGAGGAAGAUCUUCAGUUUGCAGAGCGCUAUCUCAGGACUCACUAUGAUCUCCGUCCAAAUCCUGCUCGCGUAAUGAGAAAGAGUGCCAACACCGUGGCAUCUAAACUUCGAGAAAUGCAAGCUUUUUUUGGCCUGGAGGUGACAGGAAAAUUAAAUGAAGAAACAUAUGAGCUGAUGCAGCAACCAAGAUGUGGUGUCCCAGAUGUGGGGGAAUAUAACUUUUUCCCUAGAAAACUCAAGUGGUCAAAAACUAAUUUGACAUACAGAAUUAUGAAUUACACUCCAGAUCUGAGCCGCGCUGAAGUAGACAGAGCUUUCAAAAAAGCCUUCAAAGUUUGGUCUGAUGUGACACCGCUUAACUUUACUAGAAUACGGAGUGGAACUGCUGAUAUCAUGAUCUCCUUCGGGACUAAAGAACAUGGUGACUUUUACCCUUUUGAUGGACCUUCUGGCUUACUGGCACAUGCUUUCCCUCCUGGUCCAGACUAUGGAGGAGAUGCCCAUUUUGAUGAUGAUGAAACUUGGUCAGAUGAUUCUAAAGGGUAUAACUUGUUUCUUGUUGCUGCCCAUGAAUUUGGCCAUUCACUGGGGCUUGAACACUCCAGAGACCCUGGAGCUCUGAUGUUUCCUAUUUACACAUAUACUGGGAAAACUGGUUUUGUGCUUCCUGAUGAUGAUGUACAAGGGAUCCAAGAACUCUAUGGUGCUGGAGACAGAGAUCCAAACCCCAAACAUCCAAAAACACCAGAGAAAUGUGAUGCAGAAUUGUCUCUGGAUGCAAUAACAGAACUUCGUGGAGAAAUGCUGAUCUUCAAAGACAGGUUUUUCUGGCGACUGCACCCUCAGAUGGUUGAUGCAGAACUGGUACUACUUAAAUCAUUUUGGCCAGAGCUUCCAAAUAAAAUUGAUGCAGCUUAUGAAAACCCCAUCAAAGAUCUUGUGUUCAUGUUUAAGGGAAAGAAAGUCUGGGCUAUGAAUGGCUAUGAUAUAAUUGAAGGCUUUCCUAAAAAGGUAUAUGAAAUGGGGUUCCCUAAAGAAAUGAAAAGAAUAGAUGCAGCUGUCCAUAUUAAAGACACUGGCAAGACUCUCUUUUUUACCGGAAAUAAGUACUGGAGUUAUGAUGAAGAGAAAGAGGUUAUGGAAACGGGCUACCCCAGACUGAUAGAGGAAGAAUUCCCAGGAAUUGGUGACAGAGUGGAUGCAGUCUAUCAAAGAAACGGUUAUUUCUACUUUUUCAAUGGACCAUUGCAGUUUGAAUACAGCAUCUGGAGCAAAAGAAUUGUCCGUGUCCUGCAUACUAAUUCCAUAUUUUGGUGCUAAUUACCCUUGAGGGCCAUGUUAUAGGCUGUGGAGCGGCUUGUAGUACAUGGAGAUGACAAUAUGGAAACAGAGGUUUAUUAGAGGAAAAGAAGGUUCUGUGAAUAAGCACUGGCUAACAACCACCAAAUGUAUACUGUAUAUAGGGAACUAUAUAUCUGUAUGUCAGUCUGGAACUGAAUUAACUUAAUAGGAAAGGAAAAGAGAAAUGAUUAGCAUUUCAAGGGGCAUUACACCAUUUAAAGUUCAUCUAGCAUUAAAGCUGGAUUCCUCUGUGAGAUGCUGAAUGCAUCCUACAUGAUCACAAGCACUAUUAAUUCCCAGUAAUCU